This is a messenger RNA of Pelodiscus sinensis (Chinese soft-shelled turtle), 1889 nucleotides long. The record is from RefSeq and is a predicted model, not a curated record. NCBI's taxonomy places the organism in Eukaryota, Metazoa, Chordata, Testudines, Trionychidae.
AUGAAGACCUUUCUUCUGCUAGCAGCUUUUGGAUUUUGCUGGGCGCAAUACAACCCAAAUACAAAUUCUGGGAGGACAUCUAUUGUCCACCUAUUUGAAUGGUGUUGAGCUGACAUUGCUAUUGAAUGUGAAUGAUAUUUAGCACCCUAUGGAUUUGGUGGAGUUCAGAUAUCGCCUCCAAAUGAAAAUAUUAUUGUCAAUAACCCCUGGAGACCGUGGUGGGAAAGGUACCAGCCCAUCAGCUACAAACUGUGCACCCGAUCUGGAAAUGAGCAUGAAUUUAAAGACAUGGUGACCCGAUGCAACAAUGUUGGAGUUCAUAUUUAUGUGGAUGCUGUAGUUAACCACAUGUGUCGAGCUACUGGUGGGUCUGGAAACGGAACUACUUGUGGAAGUUAUUUCAAUGCAGACCACAGAGAUUUUCCAUCUGUCCCAUACUCAGCCUGGGACUUUAACGAUGGCAAAUGUAAAACUGAAAGUAGACAGAUUGAAAAUUUCAAUGAUGUGUAUCAGGCUCGUGACUGCCGCCUGCUUGAUCUUCUUCAUCUUGUCCUGGAGAAGGACUAUGUGCGCUCAAAAGUUGCUGACUUCAUGAACCACCUUAUUGAUAUUGGCGUGGCAGGCUUCAGAAUUGAUGCUUCCAAGCACAAUUUGCAUGCAGAGAUUUGUUUAUUUGCUGUGCCCAGUUCAAAUAUGGUGCAAAACUGGGGACCAUCAUCCGCAAAAGAUUUUUCUUACUUUUGUCAGGUGAUUGAUUUUGGUGGAGAGGCAAUUAAGGCUAGUGACUACUUUGGAACUGGCCGAGUGACUGAGUUCAAAUAUGGUGCAAAACUGGGGACCAUCAUCCGCAAAUGGGAUGGAGAAAAGAUGGCCUAUUUAAAGAACUGGGGAGAAGGCUGGGGUUUCAUGCCCUCUGACAGAGCCCUUGUCUUUGUGGAUAAUCAUGACAACCAAAGGGGACAUGGUUCUGCGGGACCUUCUAUUCUUACCUUCUGGAAUGCCAGACUAUAUAAAAUGGCAGUUGGUUUCAUGCUUGCUCAUCCUUAUGGAUUCACACGGGUAAUGUCAAGCUACCGGUGGACAAGACAUUUCCAGAAUGGAAAGGACGUUAAUGACUGGAUAGGACCACCAAGCAAUGGUGAUGGUUCCACCAAAGCUGUUACAAUCAAUGCAGAUUCCUCAUGUGGUAACGGCUGGGUCUGUGAACAUAGGUGGCCUCAAAUAAGGAACGUGGUGAUUUUCCGUAAUGUGGUUAAUGGCCAGUCUUUGUCAAACUGGUGGGACAAUGGUAGCAAUCAAGUGGCUUUUGGGCGUGGUAAUAAAGGCUUCGUCGUCUUUAAUAACGAUGAUUGGAACUUGAAUGUAAAUUUUCAAACUGGCCUUCCAGCUGGCGCUUAUUGUGAUGUUAUUUCUGGGCAAAAGGAGGGCAACUCCUGUACUGGAAUCAAAGUCAAUGUUGGUUCCAACGGCAUUGCCAGUUUCCAGAUUAGUAAUCAGUCUGAAGAUCCUUUCAUUGCAAUACAUCUGAAUGCUAAAUUGUAAUGUAAGCUGGAUGCAUUUCUUCCCUUGGUUAUUCACACUGCACUUUUUUUUUGGUUUUGUUUUGUGUAGCAUGCAGCAAUGAAUGAUCUUUUAAUUAAGAAGUAAAUAGCAGUGGAGCAAAACUGUUGUGAGUUUCAUUAAUGAAAUUAAGUGUAACUAUUUGUACUCUCAGCACGUAACUGAUAGAAAUACUAAAGCAUGUUUGUAAAAGAUAACAUAUCUGGCCAACAGAGUAGUUUACAAUUAGCAGUACUAGCUUGUUUCAGCUGGAGCAAAGAGAACGAAAAUUUGAAGAGUGGUCACCUGAGCACUGUUUAAUACCAUCCGGGGGCUAAAAGUUGUGUAAA